Haemonchus placei is the source of this 1242-nucleotide messenger RNA. The record is from the annotation of a GenBank genome assembly. NCBI's taxonomy places the organism in Eukaryota, Metazoa, Nematoda, Chromadorea, Rhabditida, Trichostrongylidae.
AUGGCACAAAGCUGCUUCAGUGAAAACCUACUUUUCAUCUGCAUUGGCACCUCAGUCGUGCUCGGUAUAACGCUUGGUCUUGCUUUGCGAACUUUCGAACUGUCAUCUGAUACUGUAUCUCUACUACAAUUUCCUGGCGAGAUAUUCAUGCGACUGCUGAAGUUGAUGAUUUUACCACUGGUUGUUGCUUCAUUGAUUUCUGCACUCGCUCAAAUGGAUGCGGCAAACUCUAGUCUGAUGGGCGUCGUGACCUUGAUUUACUAUUUGAUUACAGUAUUCUUCGCAACGGUGUUAGGAAUCUUCCUCGUCUUGACGAUACAUCCAGGAGAUCCGAGGCUCGCCUAUGGUUUACCUGUUGUGGAAGCACACAAAAUCUCGGCAUUGGAUUCAAUUCUGGAUCUCAUCCGGAAUAUGUUUCCGGACAAUAUUGUUCAAGCGUCAUUUGAAAGAUCGCGAACGGUUCAUAGAACUAAUGUGGUAGCAAGGAACAAUGUCACUGUGCAGGAAAUCACAAAGGAGGUUUCGGAUCAGCGAGGGAUGAACAUAAUUGGUAUAAUCGUGUUCUGCAUUGGGUUUGGUGUAGUAUCGUCCUUUUAUGCAGAAAAAGUUCGAGUUGUUGUGGACUUCUUUGUGGCCUUGGACAAAAUUAUCAUGAAGCUGAUGCUUUCCGUGAUGUGGUUCUCUCCUUUCGGCAUCACUAGUUUGAUAUGUGGCAGCCUGUUGGAGCUGGAUGACAUAUGGAUAGCAGCAGGAGCAAUGUCAAAGUACGUGUUGACUAUACUGGUUGGACUAUUAAUACACUCGUUUAUAACUAUACCAGCUCUAUACGUUGUGAUCACAAGGAAGAACCCCAUCAAAAUCUUUAGAUGCAUGAGACAAGCAGGUGCUGUAGCUAUGGGCACCGCGUCAUCAGGAGCUGCUCUACCGCUAUCCAUCAGUGGAAUGGAAGAGGAAGGUGGUAUUGAUGAGCGCGUAACCAAAUUUGUCCUACCAUUUGGAGCAAAUGUCAAUAUGGAUGGAUGCGCUCUUUAUGAAGCCGUGGCGGUGAUCUUCAUAGCACAAAUCAACCAAGUUCAAUUGCGAGCAGAUCAGAUCAUCACUAUUAGCAUCACGUCCACAAUAGCGUCACUUGGCUUAAAUGCAGUACCAGCAGGCCUUGUCUCUAUCCUGCUCAUAUUGAGCACUGUCGGCCUGCCCACAACUGAAGUACCGCUGCUCUUCGCUGUUGAUUGGUUACUGUAA